This is a messenger RNA of Lactuca saligna, 2491 nucleotides long. Lineage: Eukaryota; Viridiplantae; Streptophyta; Magnoliopsida; Asterales; Asteraceae. The record is from the annotation of a GenBank genome assembly.
GUUAUUUUUGCUUUUGCUUUGCUUUCUUUUCAAUUCUUUUGCCGCCCCCUUCUCUUCUUCUUGUUCCCUCCGUCUAUGACACCUUCAACCCGUUAUCCUUAUUUUAAUUCAAAUGCUCAGUCAAAUCAAUAUACAACAGUUUCUUCAUUUCUCUGUACAUUUCUGUAAAAAAAUUGUUUGUUAAUUUAAACAGUUUCUCUGUUUGCUUCUUUUUAAUGGAAAUCCGGUUUUCAUGACUUUGCUUCAUCUUCGAUACAAGGACUGAAAUUCAUGCAAAUAAAGCAGAUUGGAAUAUAAGAGACUGUUGGGGUUCAUCAGAUGGAGAACUACGAAAUAUUAGAGCAGAUUGGGAAGGGUUCCUUUGCUUCUGCUCUACUUGUGAGGCAUAAACGUGAAAAGAAAAUGUAUGUUUUGAAGAAAAUCCGACUUGCCAGACAGUCUGAUAGAACCCGUAAAUCUGCCCUUCUGGAGAUGGAGCUUAUUUCCAAAGUACAAAAUCCUUUUAUAGUAGAAUACAAAGAUUCAUGGGUAGAAAAGGGUUGUUAUGUGUGUAUUAUUAUAGCUCAUUGCGAAGGAGGUGACAUGACUGAAGCAAUCAAAAGAGCCAAUGGAACUCAUUUCCCUGAAGAGAAACUCUGCAAAUGGCUAGUUCAACUCCUAGUGGCCCUUGAUUACUUGCACGUUAAUCAUAUCCUCCAUAGAGAUGUUAAGUGUUCAAAUAUAUUCUUAACUAGAGAUCAAGAAAUCCGACUUGGUGAUUUUGGUCUUGCUAAAAUGUUGACUUCUGAUGAUCUUGCAUCCUCUGUUGUGGGUACUCCUAGCUACAUGUGUCCUGAGCUUCUUGCAGAUAUACCUUAUGGUUCUAAGUCAGAUAUCUGGUCUUUAGGAUGUUGUAUAUAUGAAAUGAUGGCUUUCAAGCCUGCCUUCAAAGCUUUUUUGACUGUUGAAGCUAAUCUCUCGCCCGCCAAAACCUUAACAAUAAUGGAAGAUGGUCAAACCCUGGAACUCUAUGAUCUCCAUUACUCUGAUCUUAUGGCAUUGUCUUCUUCAGAUCACCGGUUACCAACAACUUCCGAAAACACCUCAUAUUUGGAAUCAGUGAUGACCACGGUCAUGAAAAACCUAGGCCCGUCGGGUCCUGGUCUUCUUGCCGUCACCGGAAUCCCCAAUGCUUCCGCUCUCCGCCAAACACUGCUUCCAAUGGCUCGAAAGCUUGCUCUUCUUAACAAUGAAGAUCGCAAACACGUACUCAAGCUAGUUUUGAAUAUAGAAAGAGAGUUAUUGCUUACAUAUUAUGUUCACAAAGGGGUGUUUGGAUGUGCUGCCAGCGAUCAGGAUCAUGGGUUAGGGAGUGAUGUUCCACUGAAGAACAUAGAUAGAACAGUUUCCCCUUUCGCUAUGCAAUUAAAAUACAACCAAGACCUAGACAUGACCUUAAAUCAUUCAGAGACUACAGGUCACAGUUCAGAUCUUGAGAGUCUGAAUGAAUUCAAAAAUCUUGGGAACAUAUUCAAAGAGCUAGGAAAUUGCAUGAUGGAUCUAGGCAUUCAAGUAGCAAGGGUGUGUGACAAGUUCAUUGGUGGACAUGAGCUAGAGCAAAGCUUACUAGAAUCAUGCUCUGCUAAAGGGCGUCUUAUUCACUACCAUUCAUUUCAAGAUAACCUUAUUCUACAAGCUUCAAAUACCAAACAAACCCAAAACAAGACACUCAAAAAAACCAAUAGUAAUCACUCUGAUUUAUGGCAGCAGUGGCAUUAUGAUUAUGGUGUGUUCACUGUUUUGACAGCUCCAAUGUUUAUAUCUAAUGAAUCUUCCCAAUCAUAUGAUGGACAAGAAUGCCCUUCCCCUAGUGGACAUACGUAUUUGCAAAUUUUUGAUCCGAAUAAGAACAGUGUUGUAAUGGUGAAGGCACCUGUUGGGAGUUUUAUUGUUCAAGUAGGGGAAUCAGGUGAUAUAUUGUCAAAGGGGAAACUUCGUGCAACUCUUCACUCUGUUUGUAGACCUAAAAAUUUGGAAAACAUGAGCAGGGAGACAUUUGUUGUGUUCUUGCAACCUUCAUGGAACAUGAAGCUUUCUGUUUAUGAUUUUUCUGUGGAACAUUUGAGUUUGAAUGAUGGGUAUUCAAGAAUAUGUAAUGAGGAUAAUCGGAUUCAAAAUCCAAGUUUGGAUGUUGGAAAAUUAGUUCCACCACUUUGUGAUCGAUUGAAAGAUGGAAUGACAUUUGCAGAAUUCUCAAGAGAAACAACAAAGCAAUAUUAUGGAAGCAGUGGAGUGCAGUCGAAGAAUAGAUAGAAUGGUGGAAAGAUGAUUGGCUUUGCCUAAUUAACAUGUUGAUAACAAUGUGUUGAAUCGCUAAAACUAUGAAAGUUGUUUGAUUUGAUUUUCGUAAUCAUUGGAAAUCAUCUACAAUGGUGGAAGAUGAUUGACACAAUGAGUUUUGUUAAUGCAACUCUGAAAGCUAUUUAGUCCAAUCCAUUACAACAUUUUUACA